This is a messenger RNA of Dentiscutata heterogama, 590 nucleotides long. Lineage: Eukaryota; Fungi; Glomeromycota; Glomeromycetes; Diversisporales; Gigasporaceae. The record is from the annotation of a GenBank genome assembly.
AAAAAAGACCCAGAAACAAGAUAGCAGCAGUAGCAAUAAUAACAACAGCAACUACAACAGCAAUGACAGCAGCAACGAUAACAGCAAUGACAACAGCAAUGAUAGCAGCAACAAUAAUGACAACCACCACAGCAACAAAAGAAGAGGCAGAAAAACAAGAAGAGCCUCAAAAAGAAGUUGUAGGGAAUUCAAAUAAAGAUAUCGGGAGCGCCACCGCACCAACGAGAAAAAUACUUGGUGCAGCAGAAUCUAAAAAAGAAAAGCAGGAACGUAAAAAAAAUAGAGAACAACAAAGAAUGACAGCAGAAAAAGGAGUUCACCUACCUUCACCAAACGAUAAGAUAUCAGAAACGGAUGAUGAACUUGCCGAUGAUAAAAGAAGGAAAAGAAUUCAAUAUUCUCUUGAUGACAACCGCAAUAAUCAUGUGGUGAAGGUCAUAAAAAAAGGAUGGUGGUCAAAAAAAUUAAAGCAAAUUUUGUUGCUAUGCAAAGAUACUUCGCUAGUACAAAAUUAUAAUAAGCUAAAAUGGAAUCGCUGGGAAACUGAUAUCGAUGAUAACUUAACACCACCAGCUAGGGCUUCCAGCUAG